Molecule: messenger RNA, 5805 nt
Organism: Cucumis melo (muskmelon)
Lineage: Eukaryota; Viridiplantae; Streptophyta; Magnoliopsida; Cucurbitales; Cucurbitaceae
Product: probable disease resistance protein At4g27220
Exons: 9
Coding region: 312-4565 (1417 amino acids)
Molecular function (GO): ADP binding
Source: RefSeq, a predicted model, not a curated record
CAGGCUUAAAAAAAUGGCAAACUUUUCCCCAAUGUCUUGUCUCCCUUCAGAAUUGUUGCUACUAAAUUAAUAAUAAUAUUUAUUUAUAAUGUUCAAUUAUUUAUUGUACUUCCACUAUCUUCAGUCCAUCUUGCUUCAGCCGAAGAUCCAAUUGUGUUACAAUCUCAGUUGCGUUUGUGAUUCUUAGCGCAGCUCCUUCAAUAUUUCCCUCAAUUUCAAAUUUCAGGCUCUCUCUUUGCUACACACUUUUAUCAGCUUUAAUAUAUAUCUAUAUUUUUAUUUAUAUUGAGUUUCCUUAUUAAUUAAGAUCAAUGGAUAUAAUUUCUCCUUUCAUUGGAGCAAUUGUGGAGUACACUAUACACCCCAUUGGUCGUCAAUUGAGUUAUCUAUUCUUCAUCCGUCGAAAUAUUCAAAACCUUAAGAGUCGGGUUGAAACGUUGAAGUACCUUAAAGAAUCGGUGCUUCAUAAGGUCAACGAGGCGAGAAGAAAUGCUGAAAACAUAGAAUCUGGUGUUCAAAAUUGGUUGACUAAGGCGGAUUCCAUCAUUGAAAAAUCUGAAACAUUACUAAACAAUCUUGCUCAACAGGAUGGAUUGUGCUUGAAUUUGGUCCAAAGACACAAAUUAAGUAGGAAAACUGUGAAGUUGGGUGAUGAGGUUGUUGAGAUAAAAAAUGAGGGAAAUUUCGAUAGAGUCUCCUAUCGUGUAGCUCUUUUAGAAGUUGAGCUUGAGAGUUCAAAGGCAAAGACUUCAGAUUUUGUUAAUUUUGAAUCAAGAAAGCCAACUAUUGACAAAAUCAUUGGUGCACUUAUGGAUGAUAAUGUCCAUAAAAUUGGAGUGUACGGGAUGGGAGGUGUUGGCAAAACAAUGUUAGUGAAAGAGAUUUCAAAAUUAGCUAUGGAGAGAAAGCUAUUUGAUGAAGUGGUCACAUCGACCAUUAGUCAGACACCAGAUAUAAAGAGAAUUCAAGGACAACUUGGUGAUAAACUUGGACUCAAAUUUGAUCAAGAAACAGAAGAAGGAAGAGCUCUUAUGUUACAGAAAAGGUUGAAGAUGGAACGAAGGAUCUUCAUUGUACUUGAUGAUGUUUGGAAGCAAAUUGACUUGGAAACAAUAGGAAUUCCAAGUAUUGAAGAUCAAUUAGGAUGCAAGAUUCUAUUUACCUCUAGAGAUUUUAGUGUACUCUUUAACGAUAUGUGUGCAGAUGAGAUUUUUGAGAUAAAAGUUUUACAAGAAGACGAGACAUGGAGAUUAUUCAAGAAAAUGGGUGGUGAGAUUGUUGAAACAUCUGAUUUGAGGAGUAUAGCUGUUGAAAUAGCAAGGGAAUGUGCACGUUUGCCCAUUGCUAUCACUACACUUGCUAAGACAUUGAGAAACAAACCUUUGUCGAUUUGGAAAGAUGCCUUAACCCAAUUAAAAAAUCCUGUGGUAGUGAAUAUUAGAGGAAUGAAUGAGAAAGUGUAUUCUUCACUUAAGUUAAGUUAUGAUCAAUUAGAUUGUGAAGAGGCCAAAUUACUACUUUUACUAUGUAGUAUGUUCCCAGAAGAUUGUAUCAUUAAUAAUGUGGAACACUUGCAUGUAUAUGCUAUGGGCAUGGGUUUUUUGUAUGGUGUUGACACUGUGACUCAAGCACGACAUAGGAUAACAAAAUUGGUUGAUGAUCUCAUAUCUUCUUCUUUGCUUCUAAAAGAAUCAACUGAUGGUUUGGGUGAGUGUGUUAGAAUGCAUGAUCUCAUUCGUGAUCUAGCUAUACUAAUUGCCUCAAAAGACGAUCAUAUUCGUACACUAAGCUUUUCCAAAGGAUUGGAUGAAUCAUGGCCAGAAAAAGAAAUGUCAGGUGAUCAUACAGUAGUGUACUUAAAUGUUGAAGGAUUGUGUAACCCUCCGAAAAAGUUAAUGUUACCCAAAGUUCAAUUAUUGGUGUUACAUGGACCAUUGUUAUUGGAUAGAUAUGAGUUGUCCAAAACCUUUUUUCAAGAGACAAAGGAGCUCAAAAUUGUAGAAAUAAUUGACAUGGAAUUUUCCCUCGAGACGACGACAUUUCACUCUUUUGAGAAGCUUCAAGCAUUGCAUCUAUUUAGGUGUAGAUUGGGAAAUAUAGAUAGGAUUGGACACUUAAAUAGCCUUGAAAUUCUCAAUUUUCGAGGAUCAAACAUCAGAAAAAUUCCUAUGUCGAUAAGCCAAUUGACGCAAUUGAAAGUGUUGGGUUUAUCAGAUUGUUCUAAAUUAAAGGUAAUUCCACCUAAUGUUCUCUUUAAUUUGAAAAAUUUAGAAGAGUUGUAUUUGCGAGGGUUUGAUGGAUGGGAAAGAGAAGAUUUGAAUGAAGGAAGAAAAAAUGCUAGUCUUUCAGAGCUCAAGCACCUUGUCCGCUUGUGUGUUUUAACAUUGUGGAUUCAAGAUGAAAAUACUAUGCCAAAACAGUUGUUUUCAAGAUUGUUGAAUUUGGAAAAGUUUGAUAUUACCAUUGGUUGUGCACCUCGUGGAUUUUGGUCAAUGGAAAUCUCAAGGGUCUUGUGCUUGAAGAUGGCCGAAACAGGAACUGACAUUGAUAAUGGGAUAAACAUGUUGUUAAAGAGGUCUGAAGAAUUGCAUUUAGUAGGAUCAGUUGGUGCAAGGGUCCUCCCUUUUGAGUUAAAAGAAAAUGAAACUUUACAUUUGAAGAAACUCUAUAUUUAUGAUAAUUCAAAAUUUCAACAUUUUAACCUUGAGCAAAAGAAUCCUUUCCAAAAUGUUUGGUCUAAAUUAGAGUAUUUAAAAUUAAGCAACUUGGAGAAUUUGGAGAGUAUAUUUCAUUGUGAUCAUGUCAGAGGAUCUCAAUUAAACAAGUUGAAGGUGAUAAAGUUGUUAGGUUGUAAUAAAUUGAGAAGUCUCUUUUACUACUCCAUCUUGGAUGACCUGUUCCAUCUUGAGGAGAUUAAAAUCAUUGGUUGUGCGAUGAUGAGAACAAUCGUCGGAAAUGAGAAGGCAACCGAAAAAAUUGAGUUGGCGAGUUUAAAGUAUUUAACGCUAAUGGACUUACCAAGACUUCAUAGUUUUUUCUCUAAAAUUGAGAAACACGGACAAUCAUGUCUUGAUAAUCUACAACCAGACAAGACAAGCAGAAACACUGACUCAUUUUUCAAUGAAUUGGUAUCACUUCCUAAUUUGGUGCGUUUGCGAAUUGAUGAGGCUCACAACUUGAAGAUGAUAUUCCACAAUAUACUGAUUCCUAAUUCCUUCUCCAAACUCGAAAGUCUAUGGAUUGGUGAAUGUAACAAUCUUGAAAAAGUGUUUCCUUCCAACAUAAUGAGUAGACUUACAUGUCUUAAAUUAUUGAUCAUUACGAAUUGUAAUUUAUUGGAAGGAGUAUUUGAAAUGCAAGAGCCAAAAGGUACAAAGAAGAGCAUUGAUUUGCUCCCAAGUUUGAGACACCUGGAGUUGAUUGAAUUGCCAAACCUCCAAUACAUAUGGGAGGAUAAUUUUUACGAACUUUCGAAGGUUAAAAAUAUAGAAAAGUUGGACAUUCGCCAAUGUCCAAAACUUAAAAUAGAAUAUCCAAUGAAAGUUCUUCGUCAACUAGAAAUGUUGACUAUAGAUUUAAGAGAUUUAAAAGAGAUUCCACUUAAAGAAAAGACAACACAAAUGUUGGAACUUGAAGAAAUGGAGACUUCAAAGGAUGAAAUCAUACCAUUUCGAGAUGGUUCAAAAUUAUUUUCCAGACUUAAACACUUGAGGUUAUAUGGUUCUUUUGACUAUUGCCAGACGCACUUGCCGAUGAGAAUAGUACAAAUAUUACACAACAUUGAAGUGUUUGAAGUGAGAAAAACUUUCUUUGAAGAAGUGUUCCCAAUUGAGAGAUCGUGGGAUAACGUUGAAGAAUGGCAAAAUGAAAGAUAUAAGCUUUCAAGAUUGAAUUUAUUCGAACUACCCAAGCUUAGGUAUCUGUGGAGUGGAGGCUUACAAAAGAAUUCCUCGAUAGUUCAAAAUUUGAUGGAGUUAAAUGUAUUAGGUUGUGGCAUAUUGAGUAUGUCAGUGCCAUCUUCAAUGUCGUUUAGAAACUUGACAUGGCUAACUGUGCGAAAAUGCCACAAGAUGACCUAUUUGCUAAAUCCUUCAGUUGCUAGAACCUUGGUGCAGCUUAGACUUUUGGUUUUAGGAGAAUGCAAAAGGAUGACUACUGUGAUUGUGGAAGGAGUAGAAGAAGAAAAUGACGAAAUCCUAUUCAAUAGAUUAGAUUCGAUAGAUCUUAGAGAUAUGCUCAAACUAACAAGUUUUCAUUCUGGAAAAUGUACCAUUAGGUUUCCAUGCUUGGAUGAACUAGCUAUUGAAAAUUGCCCUGAAAUGAGAGAUUUCUCACUUGGAAUUGUAAGCACACCACUUUUGCUAACGGAAAAUAUUGGACUAUAUUCUGAAACCUUUGAAAUAUGUCCAAUCCUUGAAGAUUCAAAAGAGAUUUAUGUGUCAAAUAUCAAUGUUACAAUUCGACAAGUUUGGGAGGAUCAUUACGAUACCAACCUACGAUAUUUGUUUGAAGAAGAGAAUUCGGAGGACAACCAAUGUGAUCCUUCUUCACAUGUUGAGGAAUGAGCUAGACUCAUAAUGGUCUCAGAAUUACUUUAUGAGAUUCCAUCAUCCAUAAUCAAGGAAGUAAUCUGUGGUGUAUUUCGUUUCCAAUUCUAUUCAUACGCUUCUGAAAAUGAGGAAGGCCAAGGUAGAAGAGAAAAGCAAAAAACAACCGAGAAAGAUUGAGAUCGAGGAAACGUUUACUAAAAGACUAGAUAAAAAAGCAAAGGAAGUAAUGAGGAUUACCUCAAGCUAUUUUAUGUCGGGCGUACGAAAUAAUACCAAAACUUUCUGAGCAAGGCGUUGGGGUUGUCACUCAAGUGAGUGAGGAAUGCCAAGAAUGCUUCUAUGGAUUUCAACAAAGAAGUCUGGUUGGAACUACCUCUAGGAUCGUAUCUUUGAGGCGAGUGAUUUUAAAACGAUCUCUCUAAAUCCUUUUGGAGAUGAAAGACUAUCAAACUACUUCCAAUAUUAUGCAAAUGAGCCAUUGAAAGUAAUUGAUGAAAGAUGAAAAUACAAAGGGUUGAUCUGCCUGGACGAUGAGCAAGAAGUUUUGAAAGAUCAAGAGGAUGAAAGCUCCGUUGCAAAUGAUUCUAUUUGAGGUGGCCUAAGAAAAAUGAACGAGGAUGUGAAAUCUUUGAGAGGAAAAUAUUGAAAUUUCAAACAACGUAGCUGCAUUGUUUUAAUUGUUUAAUUCAAUUAAUGAAAAAUUAACUUCAAGAAACAUGGAGAAACAAUCGCAAGACUUGUUCCAUCCGAACAGAUCUCCAACAACAAACCUACAAAUAAUAGGAGAUGAGAUGAACAACAAAUGUUUGAAUGACAAAGUAGUAAUAUUCAUUAUUUGAUUAUCAAAACAAUUUGAUGUAUAUUAACUUAUUAAUAAUGCUUACCUUUCUUAGCUUUCUGAACAAGAAGAAAAGGAUGAAGAAGAUGAAGGAAAAGAAGAUGAUGGAGUUGCGAAAGGAGAAAAAGAUGUGGCAGGAGUUGAAGGUGAAGUGGAAAAGAAUCAAAUUGAUGAGGAUAAAACUGAAGGAAAUAAAGAGGAUGAAGUAGAUCUGGAAAGACAAAAAGAUGUGCCAGAAGUUCAUGGAAAAGAACAAGUAGUUGAAAACAUAGAACAAGGAGAACAUGAAAAAUUGGAUGGAUGUUCUAUCCAUAAUGUAUUCAACAUUAACAAGGUGAUUACAUUAACUAGUUUCUGAUUUUAAUCUUAUUGAUCACCGUCUAAUGACCAUUUGAUUACCACUUGAUUUCGAUCUAA